AUGUCUAGGACUACCAAGGGGCCACAGGGAGACUGUCAAGACCCCUUGGAUGUGGCUUUGUGGCACUGCUGUGGUUACUCUCGGUGUUGGGGUUUCUGUCCUGGAUCCCUGGUUCCUGUCACCGGGACUUAUUCCGCUACGCCCAGAAACCAGUCCUCCUGCACCCUGAACAUCUUCUGCCCACUUAUCUUGCCACCCGACACCUCCGCAAGGGUCUGUCCUCUGCACCCCAGGCUGCUGACCGGCAGCGAGCCCCUGACCAUCCUCCCGCUGACCCUGGAGCCCGAGGCAGCCGUACAGGCACACUACAAGGCCUGCGACCGGCUGAAGCUGGAGCGGAAGCAGCGGCGCAUGUGCCGCCGGGACCCGGGUGUGGCGGAGACACUGGUGGAAGCGGUCAGCAUGAGCGCCCUCGAGUGCCAGUACCAGUUCCGCUUUGAGCGCUGGAACUGCACCCUAGAGGGCCGCUACCGGGCCAGCCUGCUCAAGCGAGGCUUCAAGGAGACUGCCUUCCUCUACGCCAUCUCCUCAGCUGGCCUGACCCACGCUCUGGCCAAGGCCUGCAGUGCAGGCCGCAUGGAGCGCUGUACCUGUGAUGAAGCCCCUGACCUGGAGAACCGGGAGGCCUGGCAGUGGGGUGGCUGCGGAGACAACCUUAAGUACAGCAGCAAGUUCGUCAAGGAGUUCCUGGGCCGGCGGUCGAGCAAGGACCUGCGUGCCCGUGUGGAUGGGGUGUGGCCCACAUGCUCACAUCUCUCUCUCUCUCUCCAGGUGAUCAAGGCUGGGGUGGAGACCACGUGCAAGUGCCAUGGUGUGUCAGGUUCCUGUACUGUGCGGACGUGCUGGCGGCAGCUGGCACCCUUCCAUGAGGUGGGCAAGCGCCUGAAGUACAAGUAUGAGACAGCGCUCAAGGUGGGCAGCACCACCAACGAGGCUGCUGGUGAGGCAGGCGCCAUUUCACCACCCAGGGGCCGGGCCUCGGGCACAGGUGGUGACCCGCUACCCCAUACACCAGAGCUUGUGCACCUGGAUGACUCGCCCAGUUUCUGCCUGGCCGGCCGCUUCUCCCCAGGCACUGCUGGCCGCAGGUGCCAUCGCGAGAAGAACUGCGAGAGCAUCUGCUGUGGGCGAGGCCACAACACACAGAGCCGAGUGGUGACACGGCCCUGCCAGUGCCAGGUGCGCUGGUGCUGCUACGUGGAGUGCAGGCAGUGCACACAGCGGGAGGAGGUCUACACCUGCAAGGGCUAGUGCCAGGUGGCCAGGCUGCUGUGGGGGUGCAGGCAGCGUGUGCAGCAGAGGCAUCUACACUUGCAGACUGAGCCCUGGGCUAGGUGCUCCCAGCACAUUUGGGCAUGAGGUGGGGGCAGGAGCCCAGCCUGGUCUGACCUCUGCAUACCCUCUGCUUUUCCCGCCCCGGAACCCGACAGCAUUGCACUGAUGCUUUUUGUCCUUAAGAGUCCAGUUCCUGUGUCUCAGUGCCCCUCACCACUUGGGCUCCCUCUGAGGAGCAUGGGUGCACCUUCAUGACCACACAGGGCCUCUGUGGCAGCCUGUUGGCUGCCCUCCACCAGCUCUGGUUAGAGUCAAACCACUAGGAGAGGGACGGCCAGUGAGGGGGAGGCGCUGCUGCUCCCUCUGACAUCAAGCACUUCUCUCUGGAGUAAUAUCAGUGACUUUUAACUUAUUUUAAUUUAACUAAUAUAUAAUAAUUAUUUUCUUUGUCCCCAUUAUGUUCCAGGCUGUGGCUCUCCCAGUCUGCUGGGCCCCCUUCCUCUCUCCUCCCCCCUCUCCUUUUUUUAUUUGCCUUAUCUGCUUUGUGUUUGAAACCACUAAGUCAAGAGAGACGUUGCUGUCGUUGCUCUAAGAAUUAAAGCGAGAUGUGUCUGGCCACCUCCCUCAGGGCUUCUGGAAGUCAGGUCCAGGCUGCUGCCCCCAGGGAAGCCAUCCUGGGAAGCGAGCAUGUGGGCACACGGUCCUGCACUCCAGCCCCUAAAUGCAGAUUUUGGAGCCUGGGGUGGCAAGGCUGGCCUGCCUUCCCCAAGGGGUAUGCAUGGGCAGAGGGGCAGGGCCAGCCCCUUGGAGUGUUUAUUUCACAAGGAAGGCACAGCUUGCUCUGUGUCAUUGUGGGGGAAGCAGGGUGGGAUAGAUGUGAUGGAGUGUGUUUGGGGCUAGGAUUUGGCAAAUGGAAGGCUGUGUUCCUUGGCCAUGCUGUUGUCUUUGCCGGAAGGAGUAAAGGAUGGCCUACACCGACCUGGUUUGGUGUUAGUGUGCGCACACAUGUGCAUGUGUGCUUGAGUAUGUCUCUGUGUGUGAUGUGUGCAUGAUUGUGCAGUGUGUGCAUGUAUAAGUUGCAUGUGUGAUGUGUAUGCAUACAUGACUGCACACGUGUGUAUAAACACAUGUCAUGCAUGCAUACAUGAGUGCGUUCAUGGGUGUGCGUGCUUACAUGGAUGUAUGCAUCUGAGCACAUGCCUCUGCUGUAUGCAUUAUGUAUGCACAUGUGUGGAAGCACGGGUGAUGUGUGUACAUGUGUGCAUGUGCGUGCGCAUGUGCCCGUGUGUGUAUGUUGGUGUGGUCUGUGGGUGGUUGGGGUGUGACCUGGUCCACCCUGUGCCCUUCCUUAGCGUGGGCCUCUCCUUCCCACAUUGACGUGAAUGGCAGCCUUGGCUCUGGAGCUUCUGCCCUGGGCCUGUCCUGCUCAGCUGGCAGCUGUGCUCCAAGGGUGCAGGCAGUGUGGAAGCAGGAACUACUGAGCUAGGGCAUUCCUUGGAGUCCCAGGGGCUCCAGGAACCCCAGGGAACUGUGUUUUUAAAAGAAAACCUAUUUAUGUUGAUGUGGGUCUCUUUGUUCCUGUUUUAUAGUGUAAAUAGUAAAGUUUAUUCUCCUGUGGUUCAGAGAACACACCGUGAAUAACUGCUGUGGAGGCCCAUCCUGGAAGGGAGCCAGGUGGGCUCCUCAGUGGCAGGAGAUGUGGACCUGCCCCUCAUCUCUGCAGGCCUGGCUGGCUAGGGGGUGAGCUGGGGUGCCUCCUGGUCAUCCCCAUGCAUCCCUGCCCGCUGGGCCCAGAGCAGGUGGAGCGGCACGCUCCCACGACAAGACUGUAGCCAGUCACUACUGGGUCUGGAAAGGUGGCAAGUCAAAAGAAGGAUAUAUAUUUUUUAAAUUAAAUACCACAUUUAGCUAUUUUUGUCAUAAAUAUUAAGAAAAGUAUUUUUUAAAACAAGGCAGACUGAAAAUGUCUGCUGGCUGGCUUGUUCAUAUAUAAAUAUAUAUCAGAAUGUCUUGCUAAACAAAGAAGCAACUCCCUCGGAUGGAGUCUCUCCUAAACGUGCUUCUCUUUCAUGUGGCAGGAGGGUCUCUGAAGGCAACGUGUCUGCAGUGGGGCCAGGGCCCCGGGGUCAGCCUCUCUAGGAGCUGCGGGGUGGGCAGCCAUGCUGAGGGCCAGGCGGGUCCCGGCCACCUGCUCCCCACCAGGUCCUCGAAUGUGGGUUCCGGGCAGGCUCAGCCAGUCCGGAGGUUGGGAGGAGGGGCAUUCACACUUGACUCCUCUGUGUUCAGGCUCUCCCGCCAGCCUACCCACUUCUCUACCUCAUCUAUAUAGUGAGUAGGUGUGUACUCGAGUGACUAGGAGAAUGUAUUUAUUUAACGGCUUUGUGUAACACAAUCAGAAACAAAUGGAAACACUAAAUAAACGUAUUUUAAAUUAUA
Myotis brandtii (Brandt's bat) is the source of this 3711-nucleotide messenger RNA. It is a transcript of the gene WNT9A, whose product is annotated as wingless-type MMTV integration site family, member 9A. Gene Ontology annotation, biological process: canonical Wnt signaling pathway; multicellular organism development; cell fate commitment. The transcript has 5 exons. Gene Ontology annotation, molecular function: cytokine activity; frizzled binding. NCBI's taxonomy places the organism in Eukaryota, Metazoa, Chordata, Mammalia, Chiroptera, Vespertilionidae. The record is from RefSeq and is a predicted model, not a curated record. Bases 1 to 1251 code for a protein of 416 amino acids. Gene Ontology annotation, cellular component: extracellular region.